This is a messenger RNA of Maniola jurtina (meadow brown), 3101 nucleotides long. Its product is annotated as myrosinase 1-like. Gene Ontology annotation, molecular function: beta-glucosidase activity. The transcript has 21 exons. NCBI's taxonomy places the organism in Eukaryota, Metazoa, Arthropoda, Insecta, Lepidoptera, Nymphalidae. Gene Ontology annotation, biological process: carbohydrate metabolic process. Bases 79 to 2808 code for a protein of 909 amino acids. The record is from RefSeq and is a predicted model, not a curated record.
CCCUUACGCUCUGCUAUACAACAAUAAUGAUUAAUUUAUAUAACCCGUUGAAAUAAAUUGAAACCCGGCACUUUCAAGAUGACGCCUUGGACGGCGCUCGUUGUGUGGCUUCUAACGGAAGGGGCGUGGUGCGCCAGCGAUCUGAAGUUUCCCGCUGGUUUCAAGUUCGGUGCAGCAACAGCAUCUUACCAAGUCGAGGGAGCAUGGAACGUUAGUGGCAAGACGCCGAGCAUCUGGGACACAAUCACUCACACUCGGCCACACGUCAUUGCCGACGCAAGCACCGGCGACAUCGCCUGCGACUCCUACCAUCUUUGGCGGGAUGAUAUCCAGAUUGCUGCGGAUUUGGGACUGGAUUUCUAUAGAUUUUCGCUGUCUUGGCCUCGUAUUUUGCCCACGGGUUUCCCAAACUACAUAAACGAAGAUGGCCGCCGGUACUACGACAACCUCAUCAACGGUUUGUUGGAGAAGGGAAUCGAACCUGUGGUCACAAUGUACCAUUGGGACAUGCCCCAACGAUUGCAAAAUCUUGGUGGCUGGUCCAAUCCUCUCAUGGUGGACUGGUUUGCCGACUACGCGAAGGUUUUGUACCAACUCUUCGGAGACCGAGUAAAGACCUGGAUCACUAUCAACGAACCAUUCACCAUUUGCACAGUAGGUUACGCUGUGGAUGCCUUCUCCUCCGGCGUGAAGGACUCUGAGGUGGGCAGGUACAUCUGCAUUAAGAACGUUGUGUUAGCCCAUAGCAAGGCCUGGAGGAUAUACGACCAAGAAUUUCGGAAGGAAUUUAAAGGUCGCGUUGGUGUAGCCCAUCAAUUGUUUUAUCUGGAUCCAGCGACCAAGGAAGACGAGGAAAUAGCUGCAUUGGCGCAUGAAUAUUUCUAUGGUCUGUACACACAUCCAGUCUUCUCUAAAGAUGGCGGCUGGCCCCCGGGCAUAGAGAAAGUUAUGGCAAAGAAUAGCGAGAUCCAGGGGUACCCACAAUCCAGACUUCCGGCUUUUACUGAUGAAGAGAAGAAGUUGGCAAAAGGAGCAUACGACUUCUUCGGUUUCCAAUUUUACACGUCCAGAAAACUCCGGAGGCUUAAGGACGGCGAGAGUUUGGGUACACCGUCCCCCAUGAGAAAUAUAGAUGAGUUGGACGCUAUAUUCGAAGUCGACCCGAGUUGGGAACAGGGUGCCUGCUUUUGGUUUUACAGUUACCCUGAAGGCAUGCGCAAGGCGCUGGCAUGGGUGAAGGCACAGUAUGGAGACGUUGAGGUCAUCAUCACGGAGAAUGGCUACUCCUCCAAAGGGUACGGCUUGCAGGAUUACGACAGGAUCAAGUAUUACAGGGACCAUUUGGAACAGGUGUUGCUGUCCAUCCGCGAGGACAAGGUCAAUAUAACUGGAUAUACUGCGUGGACUCUUAUCGACAACUUCGAGUGGAAUGAUGGAUAUACGACAAAGUUCGGACUGUACGAAGUGAAUUUUGACGAUCCCAAGCGCCCGCGCACGCCGCGAGACUCCGCUGAGUAUUACAAGGAAGUGAUCAAAACCCGCAGCGUUGCAGCUAUACCACAGAAAUAUAUCAAGAUCUCUGAUGAGUUAUUUUCGCUAUCUUGGCCUCGUAUUUUGCCCACGGGUUUCCCAAACUACAUAAACGAAGAUGGCCGCCGGUACUACGACAACCUCAUCAACGGUUUGUUGGAGAAGGGAAUCGAACCUGUGGUCACAAUGUACCAUUGGGACAUGCCGCAACGAUUGCAUAAUCUUGGUGGCUGGUCCAAUCCUCUCAUGGUGGACUGGUUUGCCGACUACGCGAAGGUUUUGUACCAACUCUUCGGAGACCGAGUGAAGACCUGGAUCACUAUCAAUGAACCAUUCACCAUUUGCACUGUAGGUUACGCUGUGGAAGCCUUCUCCUCCGGCGUGAAGGACUCUGAGGUGGGCAGGUACAUCUGCACUAAGAACGUUGUGUUAGCCCAUAGCAAGGCCUGGAGGAUAUACGACCAGGAAUUCAGGAAGGAAUUUAAAGGUCGCAUUGGUGUAGCCCAUCCAUUGUUUUAUCUGGAGCCAGCGACCAAGGAAGACGAGGAAAUAGCUGCAUUGGCGCAUGAAUAUUUCUAUGGUCUGCACACACAUCCAGUCUUCUCUAAAGAUGGCGGCUGGCCCCCGGGCAUAGAGAAAGUUAUGGCAAAGAAUAGCGAGAUCCAGGGGUACCCACAAUCCAGACUUCCGGCUUUUACUGAUGAAGAGAAGGAGUUGGCAAAAGGAGCAUACGACUUCUUCGGUUUCCAAUUUUACACGUCCAGAAAAGUCCGGAGGCUUAAGGACGGCGAGAGUUUGGGUACACCGUCCCCCUUGAGAAAUAUAGAUGAGUUGGACGCUAUAUUCGAAGUCGACCCGAGUUGGGAACAGGGUGCCUGCUUUUGGUGUUACAGUUACCCUGAAGGCAUGCGCCAGGCGCUGGCAUGGGUGAAGGCACAGUAUGGAGACGUUGAGGUCAUCAUCACGGAGAAUGGCUACUCCUCCAAAGGGUACGGCUUGCAGGAUUACGACAGGAUCAAGUAUUACAGGGACCAUUUGGAACAGGUGUUGCUGUCCAUCCGCGAGGACAAGGUCAAUAUAACUGGAUAUACCGCGUGGACUCUUAUCGACAACUUCGAGUGGAAUGAUGGAUAUACGACAAAGUUCGGACUGUACGAAGUGAAUUUUGACGAUCCCAAGCGCCCGCGCACGCCGCGAGACUCCGCUGAGUAUUACAAGGAAGUGAUCAAAACCCGCACCGUUGCAUACCACAGAAAUAUAUCAAGAUCUCUAGGAUGAAUUAUAAAAUACUAGCUGAUUUAAGUUUUUCAUAAUCCCGCGGGAAUGCUUUGAUUUUCCAGGAUAAAAGUAGUCUAUGUGUUAAUCCAUGGUAUAAUCUAUCUCCAUUCCAAACUUCAGCCAAAUCCGUCCAGUAGUUUUUGCGUGAUUGAGUAACAAACAUCCAAACAUCUACAUUUUCACAUUUAUAAUAUUAGUAGGAUUAGGACUACCUAGCUAGCUUUAGUAGUCAUAGUCCGUGUGGAGUACACAAAUUUCACACCCCUAUUUUAACCCCUUAGCGGUUGUAUUUU